Messenger RNA from Morchella importuna, 1800 nucleotides. RefSeq lists its product as uncharacterized. Gene Ontology annotation, cellular component: mitotic spindle pole body; mitotic spindle; spindle pole. Bases 1 to 1800 code for a protein of 599 amino acids. Lineage: Eukaryota; Fungi; Ascomycota; Pezizomycetes; Pezizales; Morchellaceae. The record is from RefSeq and is a predicted model, not a curated record. The transcript is spliced from 5 exons. Gene Ontology annotation, molecular function: protein serine/threonine phosphatase activity; protein tyrosine/serine/threonine phosphatase activity. Gene Ontology annotation, biological process: microtubule cytoskeleton organization; protein dephosphorylation; regulation of exit from mitosis.
AUGUCUCCUCCUGCCGUUUACGGGAAUGUCAUAGAGUACAUCGCUGAUCGUCUGUAUCUUGCUUCUUAUACUGCGCCGCCAUCUUCGUCUACACCUUUCCCGCCUCCCGCCAUCCCGGAUCCUCACAAGACAACAUCUCAGCACGUUCCCUCUCACAUUUCCAGGACUGCACACAAGCGUAACAAGAGCGCCGUUGUGAACUCGAGCGGCCUUAAGCCCGUCUACUUUACUGUUGACGAUGCUCUUCUGUACAACGCAUUCCACCACGACUUUGGCCCACUCCACAUCGGACACCUUUACAGAUUUGCUGUGACUCUGCACGAUAUUCUGGGGGACCCAAAGAACGAGGACGGGUUGUUGUUUUCUGGAGCAGGCCGGAUGGAAGAGCUAGAGGGAAUGCAGGAUGCUUGUUGGCGUGCUAUAUGGUUUUGGUGCAAUCAUGGCCUCCUCACUUGGCUUUGUCACCGUUGGCGCAAUUUUGUCUUGAAUGUUCAGGAUGUCGUCUAUGGUGUGUGGAAGGCUAAGGAAAAGGGUAUUGUGAACUUGAGGGAAUUUGGAUUGGAUGAAUACGAAAAAUUUGAGCGGGUGGACAUGGGAGAUUUCAACUGGGUUUCGCCCAACUUUCUCGCUUUUGCGUCCCCACAGUAUGCGCUGCCACCACCACACAAGGAGCAACCAUUCAUUCCAACAAACCAUGAUGAGAUUUUGGCUUCCGGACUUCCGACCCCGUUUAGAAAUGUCCUUGAGCACUUUCACACCCGCGAUAUUGGUCUUGUCGUGCGAUUGAAUUCGCAUCUUUACCCCGCGGAAUACUUUACUGCUCUCGGCAUAACUCACAUUGACAUGAUCUUUGACGAUGGAACUUGCCCGCCUUUGAACUUGGUGCGAAAAUUCAUCAACAUGGCUCACAAUAUGAUCACUGUUCACGGCAAGCACAUCGCCGUUCACUGUAAAGCCGGUCUUGGAAGAACUGGUUGUCUUAUCGGCGCUUAUCUCAUCUACCGAUAUGGAUUCACUGCAAAUGAGGUCAUUGCUUACAUGCGUUUCAUGCGGCCCGGAAUGGUCGUUGGGCCCCAGCAGCAUUGGCUUCAUCUCAACCAGGGUGAUUUCCGACAGUGGUGGUUUGAGGACACCAUCAUGCAGGCCGCCCUUGAGAAGCAGGCGAUGCAGUUAGCGCCCUUGAGGACACCAACGAAGGGAAAGAGGGUUUUGUCUGGAACCACACCAACCAAGCGCAGCGUACUUGGUGAGAUGGCUGCCAAUGAGACCGCCUCUCAACAAAUUCUCCCUGCACCAACACCAGGUCAGCCAAGAAAAGGAAGUUCUCGUUAUGCCACAACUACAGGAUCUCGAAGAGAACGACCGUCCAGCCAUACUCCUCAGCAGCCAGACUCAAUCGAGAUUCACCAGGAUGGUGAUGAAAAUGACUCUGUUAAUGCUUCACCCAUCCGCCGAAAGAAGUCAUCUACGAUAAAAAUGGUUGAAGCAGAACCGGAGCCAACAGCUGCCGAUGGGACCCAUAUGAGCGAGGAGGAGUACUUGCUCCGUCAAUACCGGAGAACCACGUCCAAGAGCCCAGGUGGAAAGAGGAGUGUUUCAUAUACCACAACCACAACCACUACCGUUUCCCAUACUGUCACUCCACCAAGCAUCUCCGCGGCAGAGAAGGCAGCGCAGCGAAAUGGCAAUGGCAUUGGCAAUAAGGUUCGGAGCUCUCCAAGACGAGGAGCAGUCACAGCAGCAGGUGUAAGGAAGGCUAGUGGGCGCGUUGUCAGUGGUGGACCACCAAAAGGAACCUAG